Molecule: messenger RNA, 952 nt
Organism: Arachis ipaensis
Lineage: Eukaryota; Viridiplantae; Streptophyta; Magnoliopsida; Fabales; Fabaceae
Source: RefSeq, a predicted model, not a curated record
CUUCUACAUCUCACGAAUGUCGCUGAGUUGUCACACAAAAAUAGCCGUUGGCCUGCCUCUUGUCUUCGCCGAAUGACAUAUCUGCUUGCUUCUUCAGCGUCGUCGACGGAGGGCAAAUUUUCUUAUCAUAUGUCUUCUAACUAAUUAACUCAAAGCAUAAAGGGAUAAAGGGCGCGUGCCCAGGUGAAGAAAUCGGCUGUGGCUCCGUGAACGACAAGCGCGGCUGCGGUAACCGGAGGUGGCGGUUCCUUUGGUUUGGAAUUUUAACACAAGAACUUAGAGCCAAGGAUGUCUCUUCGUAUAAAGGCUGUGGUAGAUAAGUUUGUUCAAGAGUUGAAAGAAGCAUUAGAUGCUGAUAUUCAAGAUAGGAUCAUGAAGGAGAGAGAGAUGCAAAGUUAUAUUGAAGAGCGUGAGCGUGAAGUAGCGGAGCGUGAAGCUGCAUGGAAGGCUGAACUUUCUCGUCGUGAGGCAGAGAUUGCGCGUCAAGAGGCAAGGCUGAAGAUGGAAAGAGACAACCUUGAGAAAGAAAAAAGUGUCUUAAUGGGAACUGCCUCAAAUCAAGAUAACCAAGAUGGAGCUCUUGAAAUUACAGUGAGCGGCGAAAAGUACCGAUGCCUUAGAUUCUCCAAGGCAAAGAAAUGAUGCUUGAUGCUCUGCUUAGCAGACCAGAAUGGGAAAAAAGUACGUUUUUCACUCCUCACCUCCAAAAGAGAGGGUUAGUCCAGCUAAGAGACUAACAUGCAAUUCCAUGUCAAGUUGUGGUUUAUUUGUUCAUUAUUCAUUGCUCAAUUUGGAAAGUCAUUGGUUGGUCCAUAUUUUUUCAUCUGUAAAUUUUUAGUAUUACAGUUUCACACUGAUGAGUUGGUACUUUUUGUAGUGAAAAUAUAUGGUUUCAGUUACAUUAAGGACAACUUUGCCGAGUUAAAUACAAAGUUUUUAUUGUUAUCCGGAC